AUGGCGUCAAAGGAAGUACAGCCGACCGGAAGACAGGUCGACGAAUAUCUUUACGAACCUCCCUCGGUGUCCAGCAUUCAAGACCUCAAGGACAUGUACAACCAGCUCAAAGACACAAUUCUCGUGUCGAUCGACUUUGAGUGUGUUGACCACCUUUCCUUCGCAUCGUACUACGAGCGGCUGUCCGAAGUUGGCAUGUCCUGGUACGACCCCCGAGACCACCGCUCGCCGUCACGCAAGUUCACUGUCGAGAAAGCGCUUCCCAAGAUCCGCUCUGUACAUUGCAUCAUGCGCAAGUACAAGAACUUCACGGCCGACAGUUGCUUCGUACACCAGACGGUCGAGGCAAAGUCCCACAAGGCAAUGCCCUACAGCUGCUACUUUGCCAAGAGCUACUUCUGCAACAGGGAGAAGGCAAUGGCUAUCAUCACGAACAAGAUGAAGUGGCUGUCGACAAGGCGUCUUUCCCGGAAGGAAACGGCGGCGGGCAAGAAGCGCAAAGUCAUCGUUCUGUACUGGGACGCCCGACUGGAGACCUCGGUCUUCCGCGAGGCCGGCGUGGACAUCACCGCCCAUGGCGCAGAGCAGUGGGACUUCCAACUCCUCAGGCUUUUCCAUAUGCGGUUUCGCAGACCGAGAAACAAGGCCGAGGAAAUGCUCUACUCGCUCGGUGUCUCGUUGGCGUCCGCCUCCUCCGACUUUGGCAGCAAGGGGUUUGCCUGGCACAACGCGACCAACGACUGCUGGGCAACGGUGGCGGGGCUUCUUCAGAUUCUUUCCAUGGCUCAGCAAACAUGGAAGUGGAAGCGCUGGUUGGAAGAGGAAAAGUCGGACGACGAGUGGGAAAUGAUCUUGUGGGACAACAAUUCGAAGGAGAGGCGGGCAGGUACGGACCUUGAAGCUCUGGACAUGAGCUGGCUGGACGCGAGGAAGUUUAAGAGGAACGCUGCGUUGUCGCCGCCGCCUGAGAAGUGGCCGAAGGAUUCCUCGGGCCAGAGGAAUUCCAGGAGAUACGAGGUCGACGACUGUAUAUGUGCCCUUGAUUAUGGGGAGAUCACAUAG
Messenger RNA from Neurospora hispaniola, 1062 nucleotides. RefSeq lists its product as uncharacterized. The transcript has a single exon. The record is from RefSeq and is a predicted model, not a curated record. Bases 1 to 1062 code for a protein of 353 amino acids. Lineage: Eukaryota; Fungi; Ascomycota; Sordariomycetes; Sordariales; Sordariaceae.